UUCUUUAGGAAUUUGAAAAUGGGAUCUGAAACCUGGUUUUACCUGCUUUCUGUUAUGUCCAUCUAUGUAUUUCUCUUUUACCUUACAAAGCAUCAGAAACAAUCUCGAAACACGAAGAACCCUCCAUCCCCUCCUUCACUUCCAAUUAUCGGCCAUCUGCAUCUGAUAAAAGACCCGUUACAUCGUAUGUUACAAGAUCUUUCGUGCAAAUAUGGUCCGAUUUUCAGACUCAAGUUUGGUUAUCGCGCCAUACUUGUGAUUUCAUCACAAUCUGGUGCCGAAGAAUGCUUUACUAAGCAUGACAUUAGUUUUGCAAAUAGGCCUCGUCUGCUUGUUGGUAAACACCUUAAUUACAACUACACUACAAUUGCUGCAGCCUCAUAUGGCCAACACUGGCGAAAUCUACGUCGUCUUAGUGCCAUAGAAAUGUUCUCCACGAAUCGACUCAACAUGUUUUUGAGUGUUCGAAGAGAAGAAACUGGAUCACUGAUCAAGAAUCUUUGUGAAGAGGUGAGGGGAGAUUCUGUGAAGGUGAAAAUGCAGCCGAGGCUAUCAGAACUAUCAUUUAACAUUAUAAUGAGAAUGAUUUGUGGCAAGAGAUACUUUGGAGUUGAAGUGGAGAAUCAAGAAGAAGCUAGGAAAUUAGCAGAAAUGAUCAAGGAGGCUUUUGAUCUCGCGGGAGCAUCAAAUCCAGGAGAUUUUCUCUCGUUUUUGCAGUGGAUUGAUUUUGGAGGUUUGGAGAAGAGGAUGAAGAGAGUGCACAGCACAAAUGACGCGUUUUUACAGAGUGUGAUCGACGAAUCUAGGCAAAAAAGUGGAUCAGGAAAGACUAAGACACUUGUUGAUGUCAUGCUAUCGUUGCAGGAAGGCGAACCUGAGGAUUAUUCUGAUGAAAUUCUCAAAGGCAUGAUUUUGCAACUGCUAUUUGCAGGCACGGACACGACCUCUGCUACAAUGGAGUGGGCAAUGUCACUGCUGCUGAACCAUCCAGAGGCACUGCAGAAGGCCAGAGAUGAACUGAGUCAUCAUGUUGGCCACAAGCGUCUAGUGGAGGAAAAAGACCUUCCGAAACUCCAAUUCCUCCAAAGCAUUGUGAACGAGACAUAUAGACUAUUUCCUGCAGCUCCGCUCUUAGUGCCACAUGAGUCAUCAGAUGAGUGCACAGUUGGAGGGUACAAUGUACCCCGUGGCACAAUGCUGUUAGUGAAUGCAUGGGCGAUUCACAGGGACCCGAACGUGUGGGAGGAUCCUACGAGCUUCGUGCCAGAGAGAUUCCAAGGAGCAAAGUCGGAGGAUGCAAACAAGUUGGUCACAUUUGGGAUGGGAAGGAGACAAUGCCCAGGAAUUGCACUUGCUGAUAAAAUACUAGGUUUAUGUCUGGCUGGAUUGAUUCAGUGCUUUGAGUGGGAAAGAAUUGGGGAGGAGUUGGUGGAUUUGAGUGAGAGCAAAGGGCUUACAAUGCCUAAAGCCAUGCCAUUGGAAGCUAUGUGCAAAGUAGAUGAAAGAAUGAUUGAAGUCCUUAACCAGCUUUGAGAAUUACCAACUUACCAUGAAAAACCUAUUACACUGUAAAACAAUGCAAAAAAAAAAAAGCAAAAUAAAAUGUCAGAA
Molecule: messenger RNA, 1611 nt
Organism: Daucus carota subsp. sativus
Lineage: Eukaryota; Viridiplantae; Streptophyta; Magnoliopsida; Apiales; Apiaceae
Product: cytochrome P450 81Q32
Exons: 2
Coding region: 19-1533 (504 amino acids)
Molecular function (GO): iron ion binding; heme binding; monooxygenase activity
Source: RefSeq, a predicted model, not a curated record